AUGAUCAAGACUCGUCAGAAGCCCGCCACGAAGGGUGGCACUCGGAUGAUGUUUGGCAAGGAGGUGCAGGUCAAGGCGCAGAAGGAGCGGCAGGAUUUUGAGAAUGACUUGCUGGGCCACAUGAGCGCGGUGAACAAGUUCAAGGACAACGGAAAUCUGAAGGAAGUGGACAACUACGCAAUAAAGAUAGACUGGCUGAAGGAAGAGCUGCAGAAGUGUCAGAACACUGCAGAGCAGUACCGUGCGAAGGAGGUUAUGCUGGGGUGGGAUCCGAGCGAGUUCGAGAAGCUCACCGAGGCCAUUGAGAAGCUGCACCCCUACGACGACCUCUGGGAGCUGGCUAAACGCUUCACCAACGAGGAGAAGAAGUGGAUGAGAGGACCUCUCUUCCAGCUUGAACCGGAGGCAGUUGAUUCUCUGGCCGGCAGCUUGGCAAAGAGGGCCAUGAAGCUGCAGGGCUUCUUCGAGACGAACAGCCUGCCGAUCCCUGCGGGCGUGGCGAAAAAGCUCAAGAAGGACCUGGAUGCCUUCAAGCAGCAUCUGCCGCUCAUCCACGCCCUUUGCAAUCCAGGUCUCCGCCAGCGGCACUGGGACGAGAUUUCGGAGGUCGUUGGCUUCACCAUGGAGCGGGAUGCCGCUUUCACCCUCAGCAGAGUGGUGGACAUGGACGUGGGUACGCACAUGAAUGCACUGCAGGAGAUCUCCGACUCUGCAUCCAGAGAGUACGGACUGGAGAAGACCCUGGAGUCCAUCUACGAGCAGUGGCAGCCCGUGAACUUCGAGCUCAAGCCGUGGAAGGACACGGAGACGUACAUCGUUGCUGCGACGACUGUCGACGAAAUGCAGAGUCUCAUGGAUGAUCACAUCAUAAAGGUCCAGACCAUGAAAGGCUCGCCCUACGCCAAAGCCUUCAUGGACAAGAUCACUUCGUUGGAAUCCUGGCUCCUCCAGACGCAGGAGAUCAUGGACAUUUGGCAGAAGGUGCAAGGCGUCUGGCUCUACCUCGAACCCAUUUUCUCUUCUGGGGAUAUUGUCAAGCAGAUGCCGACAGAGGCCGGGAUUUUCAAGCAGGUGGACAUGGAUUGGCGCACUACCAUGGCGGCAGCUUUGGAGGCCGGCAAGGCGAUGGAGGCGACAAAGGCACCUGGGCUCCUGGAGUUGUUGCAGAGGUGCAAUGCGAACUUGGACACCGUGCAGAAGGGCUUGAACGACUAUCUGGAAACGAAGCGAAAAGCCUUCCCUCGCUUCUUCUUCCUGUCGAAUGACAACCUGCUGGAGAUCUUGUCGGAGACGAAGGACCCCACGCGCGUGAAUCCGCACAUGAAGAAGGCUUUCGAGGGCAUCCAAAGCCUCGAGUUUCAGUCUGCAGAUCAGCGAAUCACCGCCAUGAUGUCCUCGGAGAAGGAGUCGGUGCCAUUGGUGGAUGCGGUGGAUCCGCACGCAGCAAGCGGUAACGUGGAGAAGUGGCUCGUCCAGGUCGAGGCGGCGAUGAUCCAGACCAUUCGUCACGUUUGCCUUUCGUCGGAGAAGGACUACAUGGAACGGAAGUUCACCGACUGGCUUCGGCAGUGGCCUGGACAGGCCGUCAUCGCCAUCUUUUCCCUCUUUUGGACCCGUGAGGUGGAAGAAGGACUGCGCGAGCACGGCAACGAUGGAAUACUUCAAGUGGCAGAGAAGCUGAAGGGAACGUUGGGCGACAUCAUUGACUUGGUACGGAAUGACAUUCCUGCGCUGACGCGGUGCACACUCGAAGCCCUGAUUGUGAUUUUCGUCCACAACAAGGAUACCGUUGAGGAGCUGUGCAAGAUGGGAACCAGCAUGGUGGAUGACUUCGACUGGCUGGUCCAGCUGAGAUACUACAUCGAGGAGAAUCCAGAGAAGCCCGAGCAACUGGACCUGUUUGUGCGGAUCACAAACAGCCAUCUCGGCUACGCCUACGAAUACUUGGGCAAUUCGUCUCGGCUCAUUGUGACCCCGCUGACGGACAGAUGCUACCGAACAUGUUGUGGCGCCCUUCACCUGCUCUACGGCGCAGCCCCUGAGGGCCCUGCCGGCACUGGAAAGACCGAGACAGUCAAGGACCUGGCGAAGGCAUUGGCGCGGUUCUGCGUCGUGUUCAACUGCUCCGAUGAGCUGGACUACCUCGCGAUGGCAAAGUUCUUCAAAGGCCUGGCGGCAUCUGGCGGGUGGGCAUGCUUUGACGAGUUCAAUCGCAUCGAUGCAGAGGUGCUCAGCGUCAUCGCGCAGCAGAUCCUUUGCAUUCAGAAUGCCAUCCGGGAGAAAAAGACCACGUUCAUUUUCGAGGGGACAGAGCUGCCAAUCAUUUGGACGUGCAACUGCUUCAUCACCAUGAACCCUGGCUAUGCCGGUCGAGCCGAAUUGCCUGACAAUCUGAAGGCCCUCUUCCGGACCGUGGCAAUGAUGGUCCCCGACUAUGCCAUGAUCGCAGAGAUCAAGCUCUAUUCCUACGGUUAUGAGGAUUCGAGAUCUUUGGCGCAGAAGAUCGUGACCACCUACAAACUCUGCUCCGAACAGCUUUCAUCACAGAAGCACUAUGACUAUGGCAUGCGUGCCGUCUUCGCUGUGUUGGUCCAAGCCGGCCGGUUGAAGCGGAACAACCCUGGCCAGACGAAUGAGAGCGUGCUCAUGCUGCAGUCUGUGAAUGACGUGAACCUUGCCAAGUUCUUAGACUUCGAUGUGCCACUAUACAACGGUAUCACAAGGGACUUGUUCCCGGGCGUGGAUCUCCCCAAGCCUGAUUACUCCAUGAUGGUCGGCAAGCUCACGCUGAAUCUGGACAGCACACACUGCCAGGCCCAUCCCUACUUCAUUGACAAGAUCAUCCAAUUCUACGAGUGCCACCUCGUCCGGCACAGCGUGAUGCUGGUCGGGAUGCCGUUCAGUGGCAAGACCACGGCGCUGAAGACCCUUCAGAAGGCUCUGACCGACUUGGCGCAGGAGGGCCUCAUGCAUGCCGGAUGCGUCGUUCACCAGGCUCGUCUGAACCCGAAGUCCAUUCCGGCGCGGGAUCUCUACGGCUGCUUCGAGGAGGUUUCUCGCGAGUGGGUGGACGGCAUCGUGGCAGUCCUUUUCCGUGAAUUCGCCCGAAAUCAGACGGAGGAGAGAAAGUGGCUGGUGUUCGAUGGCCCAGUGGAUGCUGUCUGGAUCGAAAACAUGAGCCUUGUCCUGCAAAGUGAACAAAAAGCUAUGCCUCAACAGUGGCGAGAUCAUUGCUAUGUCCCCGAACAUGCGCACCAUCAUCGAGCCCAUGGCAUCAAGCUCAAAGGUCACUGCUGCACUCGUAAUGAUCGGCUUAACUUCGCUUGA
Molecule: messenger RNA, 3327 nt
Organism: Symbiodinium sp. CCMP2456
Lineage: Eukaryota; Dinophyceae; Suessiales; Symbiodiniaceae
Source: the annotation of a GenBank genome assembly